UUUGGAACAAAAUUUAUUUAUUUUAUUUAAAUUUAAUGUUUAUUUCAAGAAAAUGUUGAGCAAAAUUGCCAAAUUAUCAUUUAAAAGUUUUGCAUUAAGGUCCAGUGGAUUGUCAACAAAUUCACAAGUCGUUCCAAGCUGGAGAAAAUACAAAAAAAGUUUAAUUUUCGGCAGUUCUGUUGGAAGUCUUUUGCUUUACGACCUUACAAUUCGAGAAUGUGAAACUAUUGGUGCAGUUCAUCGAUUCCUCCGCUCAGCUAUGAUAGCAUGUCAAAUGUCACUCGAUUACCAAAUUGACCUCUUCGGCCUGGACGAGAACUCAGAAGAAUAUAAGACAAAAGUCAAGGAAGUUCAUUUAAAAGCUGCAAAUCGAUUACUUGAAGGAUGUCUGCUUAAUGGCGGACUGUACAUAAAAAUUGGACAAGGAUUUUCAGCAAUUAAUCAUAUCCUGCCAAUUGAGUAUACAGACACGUUAAAGAAGCUUGAAGAUAAGUGCCUGGAACGGAAAAAAGAUGAAGUUAAUCGACUUUUUGUUGAGGACUUUGGAAAGACACCGGAUGAGCUAUUUGAAGAAUUUGACUAUAAACCGAUUGCAGCUGCAAGUUUGGCACAAGUUUUUCGUGCAAAGACUAAAGAUGGACAUGAUGUGGCUGUAAAGGUUCAAUAUAUUGACUUACAAAAAAGAUUCCGUGGUGAUGUUGGAACUAUUUUGUUUCUUCAAGACUUGAUUGCUUUCGUACAUAAAAAUUAUAAUUUUGGAUGGAUGCUUAGGGACUUGAAAAAUUCAGUCCAAAAGGAACUUGAUUUUGUUAAUGAAGCUGCAAAUGCUGAACAAUGUGCUCAGGACCUUAAACAUUUUGAUUUUAUUCACAUUCCAAAAGUUUAUCAUGAAUAUUCAGGCACGAGAGUCUUGACUGCUGAAUUUAUAGAUAAUGCAUGUAAAAUUAGUGAUAUGGACGAGAUUAAAAUGAUGAACUUGAGCUUAAAGGAUAUUGACAUGAAGUUGUUUCAGACUUUUGCAUAUCAAAUAUUUGUCACUGGAUUUACUCAUGCUGAUCCUCAUCCAGGAAACAUUUUUAUCCGAAAAUCUAAAUCAGGCAAAGCAGAGCUAGUUCUUCUUGAUCAUGGCCUGUAUGAAAAUAUACCACAAGAAAUUCGCUACAAUUUGUCAAGAUUCUGGGAAGCAAUUGUACUUCGUGACUACGACUUAAUGAAGAUUUACAGCGACAAGCUUGGAGUUUCGGACCACAAAAGAUUUGCUGAGAUUUUACUUCAAAAGCCACUCGAUGUAAAUAAGUUUAGUUUUGCAACAAAGUAUACAGAACAGGAAGUUGAGUACAUGAAAAAAAUUGCAUCUGAAAGAUUUGACAUUAUUAUGAAUAUUUUACGGGACAUGCCAAGGAACUUAUUGUUUAUAGUUAGAAAUUUAAAUAUUGUUCGCGCAAUUGCUCGUGAGCAUGGUGACAUUGUCGACAGACCUAAAAUUAUGGCACGAUUUGCAAUUUCGUCACUCAUAAAAUCCGGUGGAAAUAUUUUCUCAUUUUUAAAACGUAAAAUCUUUUUCGAAUAUCGAUUAUGGAAAAUUUUCAUGGAAUUUUGGGUCAUGAGGAAUUAUUUAAAGCUUUUGGAGGUACUUGGUCGUGCUCCUGAGGAUACAUCGAUGUUGUUGGACAUGAAUUUUGAUGAGCAAAGAUAAUGACAAAUUUAGCAUUAAGGAAUCGGG
Molecule: messenger RNA, 1723 nt
Organism: Chironomus riparius
Lineage: Eukaryota; Metazoa; Arthropoda; Insecta; Diptera; Chironomidae
Source: the annotation of a GenBank genome assembly